GACGCGUAUGGUUUGAAUGCGGUGAGUUGUGGAUCGUUGGCUACAAAAUUCAAGUCUCUCCCUGCUACUUCUCACUCGUUUCCUAUACUCUUUCCUUUCUGUUCUCUCCUUUCACACCCAAAAAGUUUUUAUUUUCUCAUCAACCAUGCCUUCAAGUGGACGUGUGGUUUACGGGCAAUGAACCAUGGGCUUUUUCCGGCGAAUCUUUGGCUUCAAAAAGCCCGCCCAACCCCACCACGAUAAAGACAGAAGGCCUUGGAGCUUUGCCAGAUCUUCUAAUCCCGCGUCUUCAAGUUCUCAUCUUGACUCUCUUUCUGGUCCAUGCGAAGAUACAUUGGAUGCCAGCAAACAGGCCAUAGCAGUGGCAGCGGCCACUGCUGCUGUAGCUGAGGCUGCUCUCGUGGCAGCGCAUGCGGCGGCUGAGGUGGUUAGGCUGACGAGUGGGCGUGGUGGGAGCAACCGACAGCUCGCAGAGCAGAUGGCGGCUGUUAAGAUACAGUCCGCUUUUCGAGGUUAUUUGGCACGGAGGGCACUGAGGGCAUUGAAAGCAUUGGUGAAGCUUCAAGCUCUAGUGAGAGGCCACAUUGUGAGAAAAAAAACAGCAGACAUGUUUAGACGCAUGCAGACAUUGGUCAGGCUGCAAGCUCAAGCCCAUGCAAAUCGUGCUUACGUGACAAAAUCUUUUGAUUCUGCCGGCAAGAUGUACCAUUCACGAAAUGCUGUCCAUGCAAGUUCUGUAAAAGAUGAAUGCCAACAUCAGGUUUAUAGUACUAAAUUUGAUGGGUCCUCAAUCCUGAAGAGAUGUAGUUCAAAUUCAAACCUGAGGGACAUCAUCGAUCUAGAGAAAACAUGGAUGAGUUCAAAUUGGUUAGACCGUUGGAUGGAGGAAAGUUUAAGGAACAACCAUAGAGAUGCUCCGCUUAGACAUUCACAUGUUGAUGAUGAGAAGAGUGACAAAAUCCUUGAAAUAGAUACUUGGAAACCUUGCUUGAACUCCCAACAAAGUAACAGGAACUUCACCGCAUCUCAGCAUGGUUCAGCUUUGCAUUACAACCAGAGCUUUAUGGCAUACAACUCCCCAAGAAAAAUGUCAGGAAAAGCUUCAAAUCCCAUUCCAAAUCUUUCUGCAGCAGAAGUUUUAUCAUUAAGCUCUCUGAAAUGUCCUGGAGGGAAAGAUGAAGCAGCUUUAAGGACUGCUGAAAACAGCCCUCAACUGCUUUCUGUAUCAUUGAGAACUGGAAGUAGUGCUAGGAGAAGUCCUUUCACACCCACAAGGAGUGAGUGCUCAUGGGACUAUUCCAGCGGAUAUUCUGGUCACCCAAAUUACAUGGCUAACACAGAAUCAUCCCAGGCUAAGUAUCGGUCCCAGAGUGCCCCGAGGCAGAGGCUGGAGUUUGACAAAUAUGGUUCAACCAGAAGAACUUUCCAGGGGUUAUGGGAUUCAGGGACUAAUUCAGAAAGAGAUUUAGCUCAAUGUGUUCACUUUAGGUACAGGACUAAUCCAGCAUCUGAUCGCUUGAACAGGCUUGAUAGUGCCAACCAAAGGGAAUGAUCUCGCUCACCCCUC
This is a messenger RNA of Durio zibethinus, 1567 nucleotides long. RefSeq names its product protein IQ-DOMAIN 23-like. NCBI's taxonomy places the organism in Eukaryota, Viridiplantae, Streptophyta, Magnoliopsida, Malvales, Malvaceae. Gene Ontology annotation, molecular function: protein binding. The record is from RefSeq and is a predicted model, not a curated record.